Molecule: messenger RNA, 1445 nt
Organism: Ictidomys tridecemlineatus (thirteen-lined ground squirrel)
Lineage: Eukaryota; Metazoa; Chordata; Mammalia; Rodentia; Sciuridae
Source: RefSeq, a predicted model, not a curated record
AGAGACUCAAACCUCACCCACAUCUACCUCCAGCAGCUCUCUGCUCUUCCACCGCCUCUCCAAACCCAAGCACCAUGCCCUACAACUGCUGCCUGUCCAACGUGAGCUGCCGCAGCAGCUGCUCCUCCCGGCCCUGCGUGCCCCACAGCUGCCAUGGCUGCACCUUGCCCGGGGCCUGCAACAUCCCCGCCAACGUGGGCAACUGCAACUGGUUCUGUGAGGGCUCCUUCAAUGGCAGCGAGAAGGAGACCAUGCAGUUUCUGAACGACCGUCUGGCCAGCUACCUGGAGAAGGUGCGCCAGCUGGAGAGGGAGAACGCGGAGCUGGAGGCCCGCAUCCAGGAGCGGAAGCAGCAGCAGGAGCCCUUGGUGUGCCCCGGCUACCAGUCCUACUUCCGGACCAUCGAGGAGCUCCAGCAGAAGAUUCUGUGUGCCAAGUCUGAGAACUCCAAGCUGGUGGUGAACGUUGACAAUGCCAAGCUGGCCUCUGAUGACUUCAGAACCAAGUACGAGACGGAGCGGUCCCUGCGGCAGCUGGUGGAGUCGGACAUCAAUAGCCUGCGCAGGAUCCUGGAUGAGCUGACCCUGUGCAGGGCCGACCUGGAGGCCCAGGUGGAGUCCCUGAAGGAGGAGCUGCUGUCCCUCAAGAGGAACCAUGAGGAGGAAGUCAACACCCUGCGCUGUCAGCUUGGAGACCGCCUCAACGUGGAGGUGGACGCUGCCCCCACCGUGGACCUGAACCAAGUGCUCAAUGAGACCAGGAGUCAGUACGAGGCCCUGGUGGAGACCAACCGCAGGGAAGUGGAGGAGUGGUUCACCACCCAGAACACGCUGACAGAGAGCGAGGCCCGCUACAGCUCCCAGCUGUCCCAGGUGCAGUGCAUGAUCACCAACGUGGAGUCCCAGCUGGCCGAGAUUCGGGCUGACCUGGAGCGUCAGAACCAGGAGUACCAGGUGCUGCUGGACGUCCGGGCCCGGCUGGAGUGUGAGAUCAACACGUACCGGAGCCUGCUGGACAGCGAGGACUGCAACCUCCCCUGCAACCCAUGUGCUACCACCAAUGCGACUGGCAACUCCUGUGGACCCUGUAGCAGCUCUCAGAAGUGUUGCUCUUAAUUGAACAACUUGCAUCCCCUUUGAAGACAUCAGUGGAGCCAUUUAAGGAACCAUCCCCAGGUCCUUUUGCCAGGGCUCAGUGGCCGUUGAGAAAUCUCUUCAUGCCAACUGUGAUUUCUAGACCGGGCCAUGCUUCACGCUCACGUCAUCAGCUCCCAAGGUCUGGAAAACUCCUUGGUGUUGAGACUUGUUCAGCUCCCCGUAAUCUGGGCUCCAGGUAUUACUUAGGGCGAUUCCUGUACGUUCUGCCUCUUCCUGCUUUCCUUCCUUCUCUGGAAUGCAGGGAGGCUACUUCAUUGAAUUCCCAAUAAACUUUAUUUCUCCGGCAUA